This is a messenger RNA of Poecilia reticulata (guppy), 481 nucleotides long. Lineage: Eukaryota; Metazoa; Chordata; Actinopteri; Cyprinodontiformes; Poeciliidae. The record is from RefSeq and is a predicted model, not a curated record.
CUGCUGACAGCCAAUCAGAGCAGCUGUGCUCCAGAUCCUGACAGAGAACAAAUUCUGGUCACACAGGAGGUUCUAAAGGAACAUAAGAUCAGUCUGAAGAGGAAAUGUGAAUGUGUGACUGAAGGAAGUGAUGUAACAGGAAGUAGAAUCCUCCUCAACAUGAUCUACACUGAUCUCUACAUCACAGAGGGUCAGAGUGAAGAGGUUAAUACCCAACAUGAGGUGAAGCAGCUGGAGAGAGCUUCCAAGAUCCAGAACCUCCAUGACUCUCCAAUCAGGUGCCAUGACAUCUUUAAAUCCUUCUCUGACCAACAUGGAGCCAUCAGAGUGGUUCUGACCAACGGCGUCGCUGGUGUUGGAAAAACCUUCUCAGUGCAGAAGUUCACUCUGGACUGGGCCGAGGGCUUAAAGAACCAAGAUGUCAGUGUGGUGGUUCUGCUGUCCUUCAGGGAGCUGAACCUGAUCAGAGAUGAGCAGCACA